This is a messenger RNA of Carlito syrichta (Philippine tarsier), 784 nucleotides long. Its product is annotated as nuclear receptor corepressor 2-like. The record is from RefSeq and is a predicted model, not a curated record. Gene Ontology annotation, biological process: negative regulation of transcription by RNA polymerase II. Lineage: Eukaryota; Metazoa; Chordata; Mammalia; Primates; Tarsiidae. The annotation marks the transcript as partial. The transcript is spliced from 5 exons. Gene Ontology annotation, molecular function: transcription corepressor activity.
GUCUCCAGAGCCGAGCAAGACGUCGGUUCUGAGCAGCGAGGACGGUAUUGAGCCUGUGUCCCCGCCGGAGGGCAUGGCAGAGCCGGGGCACCCCCGAAGCACCGUGUUCCCCCUGCUCUAUCGGGACGGGGAGCAGGCAGAGCCCAGCAGGAUGGGCUCCAAGUCUCCAGGCAACACCACCCAGCCGCCGGCUUUCUUCAGCAAGCUGACCGAGAGCAACUCGGCCAUGGUCAAGUCUAAGAAGCAGGAGAUCAACAAGAAGCUGAACACUCACAACCGGAACGAGCCGGAAUACAACGUUGGCCAGCCUGGGACGGAAAUCUUCAACAUGCCAGCCAUCACUGGAGCAGGUGGCGGGAAGGCCAAGGUCUCUGGCAGGCCCAGCAGCCGGAAAGCCAAGUCCCCGGCCCCGGGCCUGGUGUCUGGGGACCGGCCGCCCUCUGUGUCCUCCGUGCACUCCGAGGGAGACUGCAACCGUCGGACGCCGCUCACCAACCGCGUGUGGGAGGACCGGCCCUCGUCCGCAGGGUCCACGCCGUUCCCCUACAACCCCCUGAUCAUGCGGCUGCAGGCGGGCGUCAUGGCCUCCCCGCCGCCGCCGGGCCUCCCUGCGGGCAGCGGGCCCUUGGCCGGGCCCCACCACGCCUGGGACGAGGAGCCCAAGCCCCUGCUGUGCUCGCAGUACGAGACGCUCUCUGACAGCGAGUGACCCCGCGUGGGCUGGGGGCGCUGGGCCCCGCCGGGCAGGAGCGGCCCGACGGGAUGGGCGGCUGCUGACUCCCCC